Messenger RNA from Clunio marinus, 1581 nucleotides. The record is from the annotation of a GenBank genome assembly. Lineage: Eukaryota; Metazoa; Arthropoda; Insecta; Diptera; Chironomidae.
AUGCAAAAUAACGUUGACGAAUCUGUUGAAAAAAUUGUGAAAGCUGACGAAAAAAAAAUAGCAGAAAUGAAUGACGGUUGGUCCAAGGUAGUGAGUGGAAAGACGAAGAAGACUAAAGCACCAAACCUUCGUGAACCUGUGAUAAUAAUCUCCCCAAAUGACGAAAGCCAAGAAAUGAAUAAAACUGAAGCAUCUUUAAAGUGCAUUGAACCAUCUGAUUUUUCAGUAAGAGGAUUAUCCAAAGGAGCUAAAAAUAGUGUAAUUAUCCGUGUAGAAAAUGAAAAUGAUUGCGACAAUUUGAUGAAGGAAGCAACAGUGAAAUUAGGUGAUAAAUAUAACAUUCGAAAACCUGCUAAACGUUUCCCACGAUUCAAAAUAUUGGAAGUUUUCCAACCUGAAGAUGACAAUGAAAAAUUUAUUAAGAAAUUAAUUAAUCAAAAUUCACACUUAAAAGAUGACAAAUUCCAAUUUGAAGUUAUAAAAAGGGAGCAGAAUAAAUCUAAAGAAUUAGAGAUUAACGGAUAUAAUUUCAUAAGUUGUGACUCCGAUAGCUCACAUACUGGCGGAGUAAUUAUGUAUGUUCGAAAUGAUUUAUGUUUCAACAUACUAAAAAAUUUCCAGAAAAGUCGAACGUGGAUAUUAUCUGUAAAGAUAAGUGAAAGCCUUAUAAAUGGAAUUUAUACUGUCAUCUAUAAAUCCCCGAAAGAAAAAAUCGGUGACUUCCUCGAAAUUAUUGACGAGUUCUUGGAACAAACUAUUGAUGACGACACCAGAAAUGUAAUUGUUGGUGAUAUGAACAUAGAUGUAAGCAAAAAUAAUAAGAACGUGAAACGAUACUUAUCAAUGAUUCAAGAUCAUAAUUUAAAGCAAAUUGUCGACGAAUUCACCAGAAUCCAAGUCCGUAGAAGUAAACAUGAACAACAUCAAAUCUCUAAGACAACAAUCGAUCACAUUUUGACGAACAGCAACGAUAUAGAGUAUGCUGUAAACAGAAGCGAAGCUGUAACUGAUCAUUUUAUGCUGCAAAUAAAUCUCAACGACAAAAAGUGUGUACAAAAAAAAAAGAAAAUACAAGAAAAAGUUAUUAAAAACUGCUGGAAAAAUUAUUCAAGAUCAAGUUUACAUGAAGCUAUAGAAAAUAUCGAUUGGAAUGAGUGUAAUAGUCAGUGUUAUGAUAAAAAAUUUAGUGCUUUUGUGGAAGAUUUUAAAUGUUCAAUAAACAAAAUCGUAGUGAAAAAAAAUAUUUAUAAAAGUAAAAAUGAAUGGUUCAAUGAGUCGAUAAAAAAAUUAAAAAAAGAAAAACAAUACCUGACAAUGAAGCACGAAUUCUCUGGAAGCGAAAAUGAUAGAAUUGCUCUCAUGAAAAUUAUUAAAAAAUAUAAAGAAGAAAUAAAAAUUCAAAAGUGCAAAGUAAUCCAAGAAAAAAUUAAAAACAACUUCAGUGAUAAUAGAAAACUGUGGAAAAUAUUAAAAUCAUUAUACAAUGAGAAAAAAAGUGAAAUUAAUUCAAUCGAAUUAAACGGUGCGCUCAUGAGUGAUUCAUCUGAAAUAGCUGCAACCUUGAACAAAAUAUCUACAUAG